AUGUUACCAGAAGGCCUAGAUCAACAGCCCAUUAACAAUAUUGUUAACCACAUAUCCUUAAUGGGCUUCAAUUGUGUUCGUCUUACAUGGGCUACUUAUAUGUUCACUCGAUAUUCAAAUCUUACUGUGGCCCAAUCUUUUGUUAACAAUGGUCUUCAUGAUGCUCUAUCAGGAAUAGCCCAAAAGAAUCCACAACUUUUGGGCCUUACUGUUUUUAAAGCCCAAAGGGCUGUGAUUGAAGAGAUGGGCCGUCAUGGUAUUAUGUCUGUUCUUGAUAAUCAUCUUAGUAAGCCCAUGUGGUGUUGUGGGAAUCAUGAUGGGAAUGGAUUUUGGGGAGAUGAGGAUUUUCAACCUAAAGAAUGGUUAAAAGGGUUGGAUAUUGUUGCUAAAAAAUACAAGGAUUUACCAAUGGUUAUUGGCAUAAGUCUACGUAACGAGCUACGUGGUCCACUUCAAAACCAAAGUGUAUGGUACAAAAAUGUCAAGAAAGGUGCAAAAACAAUUCAUAAAGCUAACCCUAAUCUUCUAAUAAUCAUAUCAGGAUUAAAUUACGAUAUCGAUUUUACCUUUCUAAAACGAAAGCCUUUGAACUUAUUAAACAUGAGAAAUAAAAUCGUAUAUGAGAUUCAUCGCUACGCGUUUACCGAGGGACAAGCUAAUUGGUUCUUAACUCAACCACUAAACAAGGUUUGUGAUACAAUUAAGAAAGAGAUUAUGAAUAAAUCAGGAUUUUUACUUAAGGGUAAAAAUGCAGCACCUUUAUUUGUUAGUGAAUUUGGAGCUGACCAAAAGGGAAUGAACCCUUCUGGCAAUUUGUUUAUGGGUUGCUUGCUCACAUUCUUAGUGGACUUGGAUUUGGAUUGGGCCGUUUGGGCCUUGCAAGGUAAUUAUUAUACCCGACAAGGUAAACCGGGUAUGGAUGAACCGUUUGGGAUGUUGAAUAAUACAUGGAAUUCUCUUAGAAGUCCUCAAUAUCGUGCAAAAUUGCAACUUAUUCAACAAAAACCCCAAGAUCCAAAAUCAAAGAAACCAAAAUACUACUUAUUAUUCCAUCCACAAAGUGGCAAGUGCUUGAAUGUUGCAACCAACAAUGUAGUACAAGCAAGUAGUUGCAUCGGAGCUAGCCGGUGGAUCUACCACGGAGACGGAACGCCGAUCCGAUUAAGGGGAACUUCUUCAUGUUUAACAACAUCAAGGGAGGGCAUGCCUUUGACACUCUCAAAAGAUUGCAAUAAUAAUGAAAAAAGUAGAUGGAAACUUGCUUCAAAUUAUCAACUUUCAAAUAUUGAUGAGAAUGAGAAAGAGUUGUGUUUGGAUUUUGACACUAAUUCUUCUUCUAACAAAGUUUUGGUUAGGAAAUGUGUUGGCUUAGAUGGAAAAAGUAUUGAUAACCCUCAAUCUCAAUGGUUCAAGCUUGUCUCAACCAAUGAUUACUAG
This is a messenger RNA of Solanum tuberosum (potato), 1437 nucleotides long. Its product is annotated as endoglucanase/exoglucanase B-like. The transcript has 3 exons. Lineage: Eukaryota; Viridiplantae; Streptophyta; Magnoliopsida; Solanales; Solanaceae. Gene Ontology annotation, biological process: polysaccharide catabolic process. Gene Ontology annotation, molecular function: hydrolase activity, hydrolyzing O-glycosyl compounds. The coding region runs from base 1 to 1437 and encodes 478 amino acids. The record is from RefSeq and is a predicted model, not a curated record.